UUUGUGAAUCUGUGACUUGGAAUAACCUUAUUUUUUUUGGAAAAAAAUAAUAUUUUUUAUUAUUAUAAUUCUUUCUGAAAUUGAAAAUACUUUCUGAAAUCAUUUUCUACCUAUUUAUUUUAUUUCGUAUACAAAUUCUCUUUGUAAUUAAUUUUGAAUUUGACCUAUACCUAUAUAAGAUAUUGAGAAGUAUAAAAACUUAUUCGUUUUAUAAAUAUAUAGGACAGGAUAAAAAGAUGUUACAGCCAGUAAUGCAUACGUUAAAGAAUAAAUUUAUUGUACUGGCUAGCGGUUCUCCAAGACGAAAAGAACUUAUCGAAAAUAUUGGCUUAAAAGUCACUUUGUGUCCAUCAACUUUCGAAGAGAAUUUAAACCCAAAAGAUUUCAAGAGUUUCUCUGCAUUUGUUGAGGAAACUGCUCUUCAAAAGGUGCUGGAAGUUGAUCGCAGACUGGCUCACGAGGGGAGACCGCCAGAUGUAGUGAUCGGUGCUGACACAAUGGUCACUCUUGAUGGCAACAUGUUUGGGAAACCGACAAGUGAAGAAGAAGCAUUCCAAAUGCUGUCUAGUCUCUCAGGCAGAGGUCACACAGUGUACACUGGAGUUGUUAUCAAGGCCUUCGACAAAGUUGUCAAGUUCACAGAGAGUACUAAUGUUUUCUUUGGAAAUAUUGAUGAGAGUCAGAUAAGGGCAUACAUUGCUACUGGGGAACCAAUGGAUAAAGCCGGUGGUUACGGCAUCCAAGGUGCCGGCGGCACAUUGGUGGAGAGAAUCGAAGGUGACUAUUUCACUGUGGUUGGUUUGCCGCUCUAUAGACUGUGUUCUACUCUCUAUAAUAUGUUCAGAGAUGGCGCCAGUGGUAGUUGAUUAGAAAACUGGACAGAUAUUAGUUAUUAAACUCCCUUAAAAAAAUAAAUGAAAUGUGACGUGCAUUAUAUAAUCUAAGUAGGAGCAUUAUUUUUAGCAAAAUCUAUCUUUUACUAGUUUUUCUAAUGAUUGAGUAACAUUAACACUACAAUUCUUGUUAUAGCUGGUUGGUAACAUUAAAAUCUCUUGAGAUAGUACAAAAUUAUGUACAUUCCGUGCAUUUAUUAGCAAUGUAAAGGUACAAUUUAAAAUAAAUGGAGAUAUCAGGCGAUAAAAAAGGGUAAAAAAUAAAGCAACCCAAGAAUACAGGGGAGUUCCCCGCGAUUUUCAAACAAGACUUGUUGGGAAUUCCCCUGUAUUUUUUUUUAAAUAAGUUGCCAUUAUUAAAGUCGCGUUCUUAGAAUGUGGUUUAUUUGUAUACCGAAUGUGGGAGAAAUUGUCACUAGUUCAAUUUAUAGUUUGUAAGUUAGAGUUCGAGGGGCGCCCUGAGUUUGGGGGUCCGGGGCACGGCCCUAUCUAGUCCUCUGGUUACUGUACUUUUUAAUGGGUGAUAAUGAUAUGGUAACCUCGGCUGCCCUAUCGGUAUACACUUGCAGGACACCAGUGAGACAUGAUAAAUCAGGAUGAAAAGGCAAGUCAGUUAGCCCAUCCUGACGAAUUCAACUAAAAUUAACCAACGAUGGUUUCCAGGAAGAACCACGUGGAGGUCGAUCUGAUAUUGUAUAUUGUUAGUAAUGGGGCUGUUUGACCCCAUUACUAACAAUCCCUUCCCCCUAUUAUUGUAUUGUCAUGACAUAAAAAUAAUUAAACAUUUUGGUUUAAUGUUACAGUGAUGUUAUGGUUGUUUUGUUAGAUUGUCAUGUACUGGUCUGAAACAUACACUUAGGUAUGUUCAUAUUUGGUAUACUGUAGUGUUUAAAUUCUGUGAUUAUGUCCCUAUAUAAUUUCAUUGUUAUAUAAUUAAUAUAUAAUUUAGAUAUUGUUGAGUUUUUAUUAAACGUAAGUGACAUAUUGUUAUGUUUUUUUUUCUAUGAAUCUAUAAAAAUAAGAAUUGUAAGUAGCUAUGUCAUUUUUACCUCAUUAAAUGAUAGCAAUUC
Galleria mellonella (greater wax moth) is the source of this 1963-nucleotide messenger RNA. RefSeq names its product dTTP/UTP pyrophosphatase-like. NCBI's taxonomy places the organism in Eukaryota, Metazoa, Arthropoda, Insecta, Lepidoptera, Pyralidae. The record is from RefSeq and is a predicted model, not a curated record. The transcript has 4 exons. Gene Ontology annotation, molecular function: nucleoside triphosphate diphosphatase activity. The coding region runs from base 237 to 866 and encodes 209 amino acids.